AGUAUUGGGUUUAAUAAUACUAUAAAAUUUCGGGUUCAAGCUUCAAGAUAUUGCUCAACAAAUCCUCCAUUUUGGUAUCAAGCCUUACAAUAUCUUGCUAGACCGUAAUUUCAACCCCAAGAUCUCUGACCUUGGUUUGGCAAAGCUGUGUUCCAAGGAACAAAGUGCUAUUUCUAUGACAGCAGCCAGAGGAACAAUGGGAUAUAUUGCCCCUGAGGUACUGUCUAGGAACUUUAGAAAGAUGUCAUAUAAAUCCUAUGUUUAUAAUUUGGAAUGCUAUUUGUAGAAAUGGUAGGAGGGAGGAAGAAUAUUAAUGUCACAGUGGAGAGUACGAACCAAGUUUAUUUCCCAGCAUGGGUGUAUAAUUGCUUGGACAAAGGAGAAGAUUAGAAUGGAAAAUGAGUGACAUGCCUAGAUAGCAAGAAAGCUUAUAAUUGUUGGACUUUGGUACAUUCAGUGGUACGGACCGUUCAUCAAUGAGAGCUGUGGUUCAUAUGUUGGAAGGGGAAGUCAACAGUUUGAAAGUGCCACCAAAUCCCUUUGUCCAUGUAGAUGGAGUGCAGACCAGUGCCAACAUCCCUUGGAGAUCAAUAAACAGAGAAUUAGCAGCAAUCUCUGAAUUCUAAUGGUAGAAAAUCUUUCUAUUCUAGACUUCUUUUGUUUUCUAUCUAAAUAAUUGUGCUACAAAAUGAAAAUUAUAAUAAUUG
Molecule: messenger RNA, 707 nt
Organism: Rubroshorea leprosula
Lineage: Eukaryota; Viridiplantae; Streptophyta; Magnoliopsida; Malvales; Dipterocarpaceae
Source: the annotation of a GenBank genome assembly